Molecule: messenger RNA, 2055 nt
Organism: Colletotrichum phormii
Lineage: Eukaryota; Fungi; Ascomycota; Sordariomycetes; Glomerellales; Glomerellaceae
Product: farnesyl-diphosphate farnesyltransferase
Exons: 4
Coding region: 480-1874 (464 amino acids)
Biological process (GO): farnesyl diphosphate metabolic process; ergosterol biosynthetic process
Cellular component (GO): endoplasmic reticulum membrane
Molecular function (GO): squalene synthase [NAD(P)H] activity
Source: RefSeq, a predicted model, not a curated record
CCCGUUUUUGCGCCUUCCUGCCGGGUGAAUUGAAUUGGUCACUUUUUUGGACUUUUGAUUUGAUGACAGCGGAGAACUUCUUUCCCUCCUAUUCUUCCGCGGUCUUGUUGUUGAAUCCCCGUCUGCCGUUCAUCCAAGGUCAACAAACCAGUUUGCUUGUCGAAUCUUCUUCACGCAACAGCCCGUGUCCUCCUUGCUAUAAAACGCACGCGAACUUAAGGUCAUUGAUUGGAACGUGAACAAACACGAAGAAGCUGAGACCACCUGCCAACGACUGCGCGCGCAAACCUUCAAUUCGCAGCCCACGAAGAACCCGCACACUGCCAGUCAACUCCACGACCGUCCGGGAACUGACAUAGCCUUGCCGCCUCCUCUACGACACUUGACUUCAUUCUGUCAUUGACGUCUCCUUGAGCCUCUGCGCUACUGUCCGAAUUCGCCCUUCAACCUACCGUCCCCUGCGACGACUGACCGCCAUCAUGGGUGUCGUCUACUACCUCCUCCACCCGAACCAGCUUCGCUCCAUCAUUCAAUGGAAGGUCUGGCACGAUCCCGUCCACCACCGCGAUCCCUCCAAGGAAGACCCUACGCUGAAGUCAUGCUUCGAAUUCCUCAACAAGACGAGCCGCAGCUUCUCCGCCGUCAUUCAGGAGCUCAACCCCGAACUCCUGGUUCCCGUUUGCUUGUUCUACCUUGUGCUGCGCGGCCUCGACACUAUCGAAGAUGAUAUGACACUGGAUAUCAAAGAGAAGGAGCCUCUGCUGCGCCAGUUUGACAAGUACAUGGAGACGGACGGUUGGACGUUCACCAAGAACGGACCCAACGAGAAGGACCGCGAGCUUCUGGUGCACUUUGACGAUGUCGUAACUGAGCUGAAGAAGAUCAAGAAGCCCUACUACGAGAUUAUCAAGGAUAUCACGAUCAAGAUGGGCAACGGUAUGGCCGACUACGCUCUCAAUGCCGAGCACAACGAGAACGGCGUUGCGACUAUCAAGGAGUACGAGCUUUACUGCCACUACGUCGCCGGCCUUGUCGGUGACGGCCUGACCCGCCUCUUCGUCGAGGGCAACAUGGCCAACCCCAAGCUUCUCGAGCGCCCCGCGCUCACCGAGUCCAUGGGACAGUUUCUCCAAAAGACCAACAUCAUUCGCGACGUCCACGAGGACUACCUCGACAAGCGCCGCUUCUGGCCCAAGGAGAUCUGGAGCAAGCACGUUGACACCUGGGACGAUCUCUUCAAGCCUGAGAACCUGCCCAAGGCUCUCGAGUGCAGCUCCGAGAUGUUGCUCAAUGCCCUCAAGCACACCGAGGAGUGCUUGUUCUACAUGGCUGGUAUCAAGGAUCAGAGUGUCUUCAACUUCGUCGCCAUCCCCCAGAGCAUGGCUAUUGCGACGCUGGAGCUAGUCUUCCGUAACCCUGCCAUCUUCAACAGCCACAUUAAGAUCACCAAGGGCGACGCAUGCUACCUCAUGACCAAGUCAACACAGAACCUCCAAAUUGUGUGUGAGGUUUUCAGGGACUACACCCGUCGGAUACACAAGAAGAACGACCCGCGCGAUCCCAACUACGUGCAGAUUAGCGUGCAAUGCGGCAAGAUUGAGCAAUUCAUCGACUCUCUGUUCCCGAGACAGGACCCCAAGCAGCUCGGAGAAGCGGCGAAACCGAAAGAGCGGGGCCAGCCGGGUAUGGAUGCAGGCGAAGCCUUCGUAUUGGGUGGCAUGGUUCUUCUGACCCUCUUUUUCGUAUCUGGUCUUAUGAUUGGAACUGCCUGGUUCUUUGGCGCACGCUUCGACUCGCUGUGGAAGACGGACAGCAUUUACUGGCCUGGAAGCGAGACCGGCGCGGCGACGCCGAUCGAGCACAUGGAGCUGUAACUCUACCAGACAGACGAGAACAAAAGCUGUUCUUUGACUGCUACGUUGCAUCUGACUGUUGACGGUACAUAUUGACGAGGAGUCUUCGGUUGCUCUCCGCCGGCAUGGCUAGGAAAUAUUGAGGAGCCCAUACUAAUCUUGCUAAUACACACCAUCCUCGUGAUGGGUUUUUCGCGACGCA